AGACUGGAGUGCGUCAGUAAGUAGCAGAGCUUCACGCUGACCGCGACUUCUCGAAGAGAGAGGACUGUACAAAAGUGAAAAAGUUACAUGGUCGUCGCUGACAGCGAGUGCUGGAUCUUAUCGUAGGAGGCGAUAAAUCCCAUUCAUCGCUUUGUUCAUGAUAAACUUGUAUUCAUCAAUCAAACAAGGAGGUUUGUUGAUUUUACAAGAAAUACUCCAAACCAGGAUGGCUAAGUGGACUCAAGCCAGCAGAGGGGGGUUUGGGGAGAAGGAAGGCAAGAGGGAUUAGGGGCUAAUCCUGGACAUGACAAAUCCUUAAAGAGCCUCACUCAAGACAUACUAUUGCCUUAGAUUAUUACAUCCUAAUUUAUUGCCUUUUAAAGACUCCUUUAUCUCUCGGGGGGGUUCCUGGAGAGUGGGCCGCUGGACUUGCGUAUCUCUUUAAACAAAGGAUCAGGAGUAGAGGCCAGUAGGAGUGGAAGAGCAUGAGGACCCAGUGGCUCCGCUCAGCAUAUGCAUGUGCAGGGAUAAAGCAGCGAGCCUGCCUGGAGGGUUUGGGAUUGAGCCAGACUCAACCAGCAGCAGGGUGCAAGGCUGAGGUCACUGAAUGAACUUGGAUUAAAAAAGCAAACAGUCACACUAAUUAGACUAAGGGGCUGAUUCAGAUCAUGUAGCAGGAGACCUUCUGGACCUUACUGAAGAAGGAGUACACUGUUUCAGUUCUUAACCACAGAGAUAUCUGCAGCCAGAGCUGAAUUUAUUUCUGAGCUGAUUUUUUUCUAAACCAGAAACCCAGAACAACUGUGAAGCCCAGAAUCUCUGACCGCAUAUGCAGCAGAGGUUUUCAGGAAUUGGAGUCAUGCAUAUUUUCAGCUCACAUUUAUCUUCACUGAAUCUUUCUGGAUAUGAGCAAAGACCAGUGGCAAAAACAGGACACAGCUGAAAGUGUCUACUUUUGAAAAACUGUAAUAAGAAACUUUCCACUCAACUGCAGCUUUCAGAGUCCUGAUGCAAGGGUGAUACGUCUAUAAUUUGCUGUACACCAUUUUCACAAUUUUUAUACAGGUUUUGUGUUGUGAACUGUAGUACCUACGAUUUCUACCUGGAGAAGCCAUGAACUUGGGCAAGCUCUCUGGCCUGAAGGGCCUGGUGUCCCACUCCUCAGGAAAGCGUCGCUUUAAAGGUGACCUCACCCCGGACAUGAUAAGCCCCCCGCUGGGCGACUUUCGCCACACCAUGCACGUGGGCCGCGGAGGGGACGUGUUUGGGGACACCUCAUUCCUCAGCAACCAUGGUGGAGCAGGAAAUAAUGCAGAUGGAGACACUUCCUCCACCUCGGAGAAGAAUGAAGGAUUCUUCUCUCGCACACUUCGCCAUGUCCGCAAGACCCCAGACAGGCCCCAUGGUGGCUCCAAGGACCUGUCACCCCCACCUCCACCCAUUUCUCCAAUCAUUAAGAAUGCCAUCUCCCUCCCCCGUCUGGAUGUGGACUCACCCAACGGUUGUCCAGUUAAAGUGCUUUUCCCUAGUUCACCGAAGACACCAGAGAACUCCACAUACUUUUAUGGUUUGGAGUCUGGCUUUGUCACCUUGCCAAGGCUGUCCCGCACUGAGCGCCCAGCCCAGGGCAGCUCUCCCCCAGCCUGCCCUCCCGAAAUCAUCCGAGGCUCACUCACAGACACUGGUGUCCCUUCCUUUCCCUGUUUAGACUCGGUCAGUCCCUCUGACUCCAUGAACUCUUUCACCCUCGAUCUGGGACCAUCGCUUAUGUCUGAGGUCUUUGCCUUGAUUGACAGCCCUGUGUCUGAAAAGGGCGAUCCUAUCAGUGAAGAGACACAUGGAUUGACCGAUGAUCUGAACUCUGAGGUGGACUCUGAUGCUACCACAUCCUUGGUGGACUCCCUCCUGCGAGAAGACGAUGAUGGUAGGACGAGGUUGUAUGGUGGAGACUGGAAGCAUUUAGACUUUGUAAAUGGUGAGUCGCCAAAAAAAUCCAUGGUGACAGAUCUGAUGUUCUCCCACGCUGUUGAAGAUCAUGGCAUGGAGCCAGAGAGUUUCAAGAGGGCUACUGAUGUGCUGGCACGUCAUUAUGGGAGUGAAGCACUCAGGAAUACAAACACCAACAAUUCUCACAGGGGAGGACCAUACACAUAUCCUGAUGAGGAAGAGGAGAUCAAAGUCUGACACUAUCAGAUGCCCACAUCAUAAAGCAAUUUUAAUCAUGUUUCUAAAUUUAGUAAUGACAAAUUAAAUGGAUUUUGAAAAUUUAUUUUUUACCCCUACUUUCAUGCAGAUUUGAAGAAAGUAUUACAUAUGGAAAUUCAUCAGAAAGAACAGAAAUGUAAGUGAAUCUACGAGGAUGUUUUGACAACUGGAUAGUGCUACAUGUUGUUGGUCAGGACCAUGGGAUAUGGAAGAGAUGUCUAAAUUCUAGGUGUGUUUUAUGUUUGCACAGGGAUACAUUUAUAUGGAGAGUAUGAAGAGUACUUAAAGGUUUAGUUCACCCAAAAAUGAAACUUUUCUCAUGAUUUACUCACCCUCAUGCCAUCCCAGUUUUUCUUUCUUCUGCAGAAUACAAAGUUUUUAGAAAAAUAUUUCAGCUCUGUAGGUCCUUACAAUGCAUGUGAAUGGUGACCAACACUUUCAAGCUCCAAAAAUCACAUAAAGGCAGCAUAAAA
Messenger RNA from Myxocyprinus asiaticus (Chinese sucker), 2678 nucleotides. RefSeq names its product cdc42 effector protein 1-like. The record is from RefSeq and is a predicted model, not a curated record. Lineage: Eukaryota; Metazoa; Chordata; Actinopteri; Cypriniformes; Catostomidae.